AUGGCUAUCCUAAUAUCCACCUGGUGGCUCGCUGGCUGGGGGUCGUUGGAGAAGCUUCUGGAACGCUGCUGUGAGGGCAGUCACCAGGACUACAGAGUGUUUAUGAGUGCUGAGCCUGCCCCCACACCACAGGAGCACAUCAUCCCUCAGGGCAUCCUGGAGAAUGCCAUCAAGAUCACCAACGAGCCUCCCACUGGCAUGCAUGCCAACCUUCAUGCUGCUCUGGACAACUUCGACCAGGACAUAUUGGAUCAGUGCAGUAGAGAGCAGGAGUUUAAGACCAUCCUGUUCUCUCUGUGUUAUUUUCAUGCCUGUGUGGCUGAGAGGCGUAAGUUCGGUCCUCAGGGUUGGAACAGGAAAUACCCCUUUAACACUGGAGACCUCACCAUCUCUGUCAACGUGCUCUACAACUACCUGGAGGCCAACUCACAGGUGCCGUGGGAGGACUUGCGCUAUCUGUUUGGAGAGAUCAUGUAUGGAGGUCACAUCACAGACGACUGGGACAGAAGACUCUGUAGAACCUACCUGGAGGAAUAUAUGCAGCCCAACCAGUUUGACAGGAAGUUGGCUCUGGCUCCGGGCUUUGUGGUUCCCUCCAACCUGGACUACCAGGGUUACCAUGGUUACGUAGAUGAGAUGCUGCCCCACGAGAGCCCGGUGCAUUAUGGACUACACCCCAACGCAGAGAUAGAGUUUCUGACGGUGACCUCUGAUAACCUCUUCCACACACUGCUGGAGCUGCAGUCACCUGAUUCUGUGAUGGGAGAGGGGGCUUCACAGACCGUAGAGGAGAAGGUGAAGACCAUCCUAGACGAGGUGUUGGAGAAGCUUCCAGAAGAGUACAACAUGUCAGACAUCACGUCUAAGACUGCUGAGAGAUCACCAUACAUCCUGGUCUGCUUCCAGGAGUGUGAACGUAUGAACACGCUCAUCUACGAGAUACGACGCUCACUCAAGGAGCUGGACCUGGGGCUGAAGGGUGAGCUGGCUAUCUCCUCAGAGAUGGAGCAGAUCCAGUCAGCUCUGUUCUUUGAUAACGUCCCAGACACCUGGACCAAACUGGCCUACCCCUCCACUUACAGCCUGGCCCAGUGGUAUAAUGACGUGUUGCUGCGCUGUAGAGAGCUGGACAGCUGGACACAGGACCUGGCUCUGCCCACCGUCGUCUGGCUGUCUGGACUCUUUAACCCACAGUCCUUCUUAACAGCGGUGAUGCAGUCUCUGGCUCGUAAGAAUGAGUGGCCGUUAGAUAAGAUGAACCUGACUGUGGAUGUGACUAAGAAAUUUAAGGAAGAGUUCAACCAGCCUGCCAGAGAGGGAGCAUACGUAUACGGACUAUACAUGGAAGGUGCAAGAUGGGACACUCAGGGUGGGGUGAUCACUGAGGCUCGUCUGAAGGAGUUUACCCCCUCCAUGCCAGUCAUCUCAGUCCGAGCCGUACCUAACGACAGACAGGAGACGCGUAACAUCUAUGAGUGUCCCCUGUACAAGACCAAGCUGAGAGGAACCACUUAUGUCUGGACCUUCAGCCUCAAGACCAGAGAGAGACCAGCCAAGAGGGUACUGGCUGGGGUGGCACUGCUGCUCAGUGUGUGAGCUGUCAGGGUAGGAACUCUGCUUGUGAGAGAAAUGAGGUGAAGGUGGAGAAGGAUGAGGGGCCUGAUGCUCUACAAGACUGUUGGUUAAAAGGGCUUUUUGGAGGUUGGAAAGAGGCAAGGUAGUUUUUUCUUUAGUUAUUCGUAGGGUGUGUAUUUUCUGCAUUAUGUUGCUAAGUGAGAGAAAAGUUAUUUUAUGUAAAAUACGCAUGUUUUACUACAU
Coregonus clupeaformis (lake whitefish) is the source of this 1818-nucleotide messenger RNA. Its product is annotated as dynein axonemal heavy chain 11-like. Lineage: Eukaryota; Metazoa; Chordata; Actinopteri; Salmoniformes; Salmonidae. Gene Ontology annotation, molecular function: dynein intermediate chain binding; dynein light intermediate chain binding; minus-end-directed microtubule motor activity. Gene Ontology annotation, biological process: microtubule-based movement. The record is from RefSeq and is a predicted model, not a curated record. The transcript is spliced from 11 exons. Bases 1 to 1596 code for a protein of 531 amino acids. Gene Ontology annotation, cellular component: dynein complex.